Impatiens glandulifera is the source of this 564-nucleotide messenger RNA. RefSeq names its product glyoxylase I 4-like. The record is from RefSeq and is a predicted model, not a curated record. Bases 1 to 564 code for a protein of 187 amino acids. The transcript is spliced from 2 exons. NCBI's taxonomy places the organism in Eukaryota, Viridiplantae, Streptophyta, Magnoliopsida, Ericales, Balsaminaceae.
AUGGAUCAUCAAGUUGCAGACAACAAUGGCGGAUCAGAAGGAAAAGAACAUAACAACGAAAGGAUUCCUCUAAUGGCGUUGAAUCACGUAUCCAGACUCUGUAAAUCAGUAGAGAAAUCCGUCGAUUUCUACAGAAACUUAUUAGGUUUCGUUCCAAUGAAGAGACCAGACUCAUUCGAUUUCAACGGCGCUUGGUUAUUCAACUACGGUGUAGGUGUUCAUCUCGUUCAAGCUCCUGAUUCUAAUUUACUUCCAAAAGUUCAUCGCCUUGAUCCAUUGGAUAAUCACAUAUCAUUCCAGUGUGAGGAUGCGGGAGUGAUUGAGGAGAAAUUGAAAGAGAUGAAUAUUGAAUAUAUAAAGAGGAAUGUGGAAACGGAUGAUAAUGAUGAUGAUGGAAGUUCAAUUGAUCAGUUGUUUUUUAAUGAUCCUGAUGGAUUUAUGAUUGAGAUUUGUAAUUGUGAGAAUCUUAAGCUUGUUCCUUUGGAGUGUGAUGAUGAACGGAUUAGACUUGUUCCUGGCCGUCAUAAUCCGCCUGUUGAGAUUGGAAAUAAGGGGAAAGAAUGA